CUGACAAUCAAUUCCUCUUACGCCCGUCUUCAAACUUAUAUAGUUGAAAUACCUCCCCCCUCUCGCUUAUAAGUUAUCAUUCUUAUAUAUAUAUUCCUCAACUCUUCAUCUAUCAAGUCCUAUUGAUCUUUCAACGACCAACAACCAGUCAACAUGCCGGGUGGAGCUGUUUUAAUGGCGACGACCAACCCCGAUAGGGUUGAAGCGCCAGUGACCGUCAAAGCAUACCUUUUAUGUGUCUUCGCCUCUUUCGGUGGUAUCUUCUUCGGUUAUGAUUCCGGUUAUAUGAAUGGUGUCCUGGGUAUGAAUUACUUUAUCAAUCUCAUCACUGGGAUCCCCAUUCCCCCAUCAGGUGCAUCUCAAGCAGAAUUAGACGCCUUCGUCCUUCCCGCCAGUAAAAAAUCAGCCAUCACCUCCGUACUUUCCGCUGGUACAUUCUUCGGCGCUCUCAUUGCCGGUGACUGCGCAGACUUCUUAGGAAGAAGGAUCACCGUCGUCAUUGGUUGUGGUAUCUUCAUCGUCGGUUGUAUCCUUCAAACCGCAUCUCAUGGAUUCGGUCUCUUGAUUGCCGGUCGUCUCGUUUCCGGAUUUGGCGUCGGUUUCAUCUCGGCUAUCAUCAUCCUUUACAUGUCAGAGAUCGCCCCUCGUAAAGUCAGAGGUGCCAUCGUAUCCGGAUACCAAUUCUGUAUCACCAUCGGUCUCCUCCUCGCUUCCUGCGUCUGUUACGCCACUCAGAACCGUACCGACACAGGAUCUUACCGUAUCCCUAUCGCCAUUCAGUUCCUCUGGGCUCUCAUCCUUGGUGGAGGUCUCCUUCUCCUUCCCGAAUCCCCCCGUUGGUACGUUAAACGUGGCCGUGUCGACGAUGCAUCUCGCGCCCUCUCCCGUAUUCGAGGUCAACCCGAAGACUCCAACUACAUCCAAGAAGAGCUCGCAGAAAUCAUCGCCAACCACGAAUACGAAACUGAGCUCAUCCCUUCCCACAGUUACUUCGCAUCUUGGGCCGCCUGCUUCAGUGGUAGUCUCCGGAACCCUGGCUCCAAUGUUCGUCGUACCAUCCUCGGUGCUUCCUUGCAGAUGUUCCAACAGUGGACAGGUAUCAAUUUCAUCUUCUACUUCGGCACAACUUUCUUCAAGUCCUUGGGAACUAUUCACAACCCCUUCCUUAUUUCCCUUAUCACCACUCUUGUUAAUGUCUGUUCGACCCCCAUCUCUUUCUGGACCAUCGAGCGAUUUGGCCGUCGACCACUUCUUAUCUAUGGCGCCCUCGGUAUGCUCAUCUGCGAAUUUAUUUGCGCCAUUGUUGGAGUUACGGACGGCGGCAACCAACAAGCUGUGAAGGGUCAAAUCGCCUUGAUCUGCAUCUACAUCUUCUUCUUCGCUUCAACCUGGGGACCUGGGGCUUGGGUCAUCAUCGGAGAGAUCUUCCCUAUCCCCAUUCGAUCUCGUGGCGUAGCCAUUUCUACCGCGUCCAACUGGCUCUGGAACUGUAUCAUUACCGUCAUCACCCCUUACAUGGUUGGUACCGACGAAGCCAACCUCGGCUCUCGCGUGUUCUUCGUCUGGGGUUCGACAUGUGUUCUCUGCCUUCUAUUCGCAUACUUUUGCAUCUACGAAUGUAAGGGUCUUACGCUUGAGCAAAUCGACCUCAUGAUGGAAGAAGCCAGUCCUCGUCAAUCAGCGUCCUGGAAACCUCAUUCGACGUUUGCUGCCAACUCGGGACUGGCGAAGGAUGGGAAAUUGGCGCUUGAGCAACAUGAGAAAACGGCAGGGGGUGAGAAGGCGCAUUUGGCGGGUACCCACGCUUUGCAUCAGGACGAAACUGUACCGAAUCACGGUGGUGGAUCCCCUGUUUGAGCGGGAAGAGGGAAUAGGGAUUUGUGUGCUUUUUUCUUCUUGGAACCGCCAUGAGAAGGGCGUUUUAAUGCGAGAUGUGUAGCAUCGGAAAGAAGUAAUGUUAUAAGUGCUUUGCAGUGG
This is a messenger RNA of Tremella mesenterica DSM 1558, 1977 nucleotides long. RefSeq lists its product as uncharacterized. Gene Ontology annotation, molecular function: carbohydrate:proton symporter activity. Bases 154 to 1857 code for a protein of 567 amino acids. Gene Ontology annotation, biological process: carbohydrate transport; transmembrane transport. Gene Ontology annotation, cellular component: membrane. The transcript has 6 exons. The record is from RefSeq and is a predicted model, not a curated record. NCBI's taxonomy places the organism in Eukaryota, Fungi, Basidiomycota, Tremellomycetes, Tremellales, Tremellaceae.